Messenger RNA from Megachile rotundata (alfalfa leafcutting bee), 890 nucleotides. RefSeq names its product NPC intracellular cholesterol transporter 2 homolog a. NCBI's taxonomy places the organism in Eukaryota, Metazoa, Arthropoda, Insecta, Hymenoptera, Megachilidae. Gene Ontology annotation, molecular function: sterol binding. Gene Ontology annotation, biological process: intracellular cholesterol transport. The record is from RefSeq and is a predicted model, not a curated record.
UGCGAGUAUAGUGUUUUGUUUUUUUCCGCAAAGAAUAGUCAGACACGAUGUAAUAGAUCUUUGUUGCUUCGAAAUUUUGCUUUGACACGUUAAUGAUAAGUUAAAGCGAAAAUUAUACUUCGUCUGCACGUAUUCAAAAUUGUACACAAGAUAGGAGUGCAUUCGUGAAGCAAGUUGAUAUUAAUUUCGUACGUAACGCGUUAAGACACGUAAUUUAGCAAUGGCGUAACAGCCGCGGUGUAUAUCAAGAGUAGCUGCCCAAUAUUUAUUUCAAUAUAGAGCUUCGUAUACUUUAACAGCCUGUAAUAACCGCGCAGACACCGACCAAACAACAUGUAUCGAAUGAUCGCUGCUGUUCUUUCCUUAUACUUGUGCUUAACGUGUCGGGCCUUUGAAAUCGAUGAUUGCGGCUCGAAGGUGGGAAAGUUUACAUCCAUUAAAUUGGACUGUGAUAUGGCUAAAAGUGAAUGCGAAUUAAUACAGAAUACGAACGUAACAAUUACUAUCGAUUUCACAGUUGAUAAGGAUGUUUCGAAAGUUACUGCAAUUGUGCAUGGUAUUAUAAUGGAUGUUCCUAUACCUUUUCCGUUGCCUAAUGCAGACGCUUGCGCAGAUUCUACUUCAGGACUUACAUGUCCUUUAGCCAAGGGUGGCCCAUACAAAUAUAAAAAUAUGUUAGCAGUGCAUAAAUCUUAUCCUAAGCUGUCCGUCACCGUGAAAUGGGAAUUGAGAGACGAAGACAAUGAAACCAUUAUUUGUUUGCUGAUACCAGCAAAAAUUAAAUAGGUAGUAUUAAAGUAACAUUUAUUGUAUGAAGAUUUGUCACGAAUCUAUGUAUUCUACAAUAGCUGUAUGAAAUAAAUACAAAAAUUUGGUAUUAAAAAAUUUUA